AUGUCACAGGCAGUCGACCAUGAGGCCGUGGAGGUCAUGCCUGAAAUCCGCGCCGAGCAGAAGCCCAUUGCCAGCAACCGAAAGGUGAAGGUUCGCCUCGGUAACGACGGGCCAUCCUUCUCAAACACAGACAUAUGCGUCUCCCAUGGCGGCAAGGAGAACGCUCUGUCUAUCCAGCUGAACCGCACAAUCCGCGUACCCGAUAACAGAGACACCAACGAUCUUCCGCCUGGCAUGGGAAUCUUCCCCCUCUUCAAGGUCCGCGACUACGCAAACAAGAUGCCCAAAGACAUGGCCAAAAAGGGCGGUGUCUUCUUCCCCAUGUACCAGCGCGAGGCCAUGUGGAUCAGCUUUAGUGCCAAUGCACCGUUCGCCAUCAAGAUCUACAUCGGCGGUGUCAACGCCGUCUCCGGAUUUCCCAUGACGGAGAACGACAAGACUAAGGAGAAGAGGCUGAAGAUGCUCAACAGUGGCAAGCAGAUCCAGGACUAUGUCGUGGUACCCGAACAAAACUGGCUGGACGGCAUCGUAUCAGAGGAUGGCAAGAUACGGCAGUUCGUCGCACAGCCCAAGGGAUCCGGCUUCUCUGUUGAAGCCCAGGUCACUGGGGACGAGAAGGUUGGCGGCAUCCAGAUCGAGCUCAUCCCCGUCAAGAAGAACUUGCCCUCCGAGUUCGAUGUUCGAUAUCAAAACAAAGAUUUCGAGAUCGUCACCCGCACCUUCAAUCUCUCUAAAAAGAGCCUAACCGCCGAGAGCACAUGGGGAGACGUCAAGAAGCUUAUUCGCGACGAGUUCGACGUUGCCGUCCAGGAGCAGGUUCUCCGUCACUACGGAAGCUAUGUAAUCAAUGGCCACAAUGGGUCCGACUUCUUGGAUUUCUCGGAUCAUUCCAAGCUUGGUGACACUUACUUCCCGCCUGGAUUUUCCACAAUCAGUGUUGUUGAUCGGCUUUGGCAGCCUCGAGGUGGUGCCAAAAGGCGUAGGAUCGUCAGUGGCAGCGACGGCGGGUAUGAGCCCACUUCUCCGGUGGCUGCUGCAAGGGUGGGACUGGUGGCCAGUUCUGCUCUACAGGGGAACACUAAGACUAGCACGGAGAAGGCCAUGGUGCUUGAAAACGCUGACGGAAAACACACCGAGAGCAAGUCCUCGAGUGCGGCACCGCCGCCGGAGGUCAAGGAGAUGGGUCUCGCAGCUGGCGGCCUCAUCAAGCAGUCGAUAGAAGCCGAUACACACCCUGCGGAUAUUUGGGACGUCGAGGCUUCGGUGAUGAUGAAUCUCCAGAUCCUAGACGUUGAGUCGUUCUGCGCCGUCACCGGCCAGCCGGCCCCUAACACGCCCGUCGAUGCUCAGUCGUACGCUAAUAGCGGGUAUCCCUUUUCCGAGAUCUGGGGAGAGGAGAAGAGCGGCAUCAAGGGCGACUUCUCCGGGGUCAAGAGUGUGGCGCAGAUCGAGGCCGAGCGAGCCAAGGCCAAGAGCAAGGACUUUAAGGAGGAAGAGAGCGUGCCGGUGCGGGUGGUGCAGCUGGGUCACUUCAGGAGCACUUUCCGCCCCGUGGAUCUGCUUAGGAUGGAACUUGAGGGACUGGGUCUGAAUACAUGA
Molecule: messenger RNA, 1599 nt
Organism: Colletotrichum spaethianum
Lineage: Eukaryota; Fungi; Ascomycota; Sordariomycetes; Glomerellales; Glomerellaceae
Exons: 1
Coding region: 1-1599 (532 amino acids)
Source: RefSeq, a predicted model, not a curated record